AUAUUUAUACGCAUAAUUUCUACAUGACGUAAUGAAAUAAACAGCCUCACAAUUUUGGGUUUUCCCGAAUUUCCCGAAUUUGACAAAUCUGUGUGUUUUUUUCAAAGUGAAUAAACAAAGACCCAACUUAUGGAUAGAGAGAUAAAAAAAAAACACAUCUGUGAACAGACUGUAACACUUAGUUAUGUCCAGUAAAGAGGCUACUGCAGACAAAGAGUUUCACCGAAAAAGUUCUUGUCUACGUCAAAUGAAAAAUCUUACUGGUAAACAACCUUACAAAUGUGAUGAAUGUUGUAAAGAAUUUAGUAGCAAAGGCAAUUAUAAUAUACACAAGAAAAUCCAUACUGGUGAAAAACCUUACAAAUGUGAUAUUUGUGGAAAAGGAUUUGUCCAACACAGUAACUGUAAAGUUCAUUUGAGAAAACAUACUGGCGAAACACCUUACAAAUGUGAUAAAUGUGGAAAAGUAUUUGGUCAUAAAGGCAAUUAUAAUAUACACAAGAAUAUCCAUACUGGUGGAAAACCUUACAAAUGUGAUAUUUGUGGAAAGGAAUUUUGCCAAAAAAAUAUUUAUCAAAUUCACAUGAGAACACAUACUAGCGAAAAACCUUACAAAUGUGAUGUAUGUGAUAAGGAAUUUGGUCAGAAAGGCAACUAUAAUGAACACAUGAGAAUUCAUACUGGGGAAAAACAUUUUAAAUGUGUUUUUUGUGAUCAAGAGUUUCACCGAGAAAGCGCCUGUCAAAUUCACAUGAGAAAGCAUACUGGUGAACAACCUUACAGAUGUGAUGUUUGUGGAAAACAGUUUCGCAUAAAAAGGAAUUGUCUAACUCACAUGAGAACACAUACUGGCGAAAAACCUUACAAAUGUGAUAUUUGUGAAAAAAAGUUUGGCAAAAAUGAUAGUUGUCUAAUUCACAUGAGAACACAUACUGGUGAAAAACCUUACAAAUGUGAUGAAUGUGGUAAAGAAUUUAGUGCCAAGAGCAACUAUAAUGUACACAUGAAAAAACAUACUGGCGAAAAACCUUACGCAUGUUAUAUUUGUGGAAAAGAAUUUGGCCAAAGCAGUUCUUGUCGUACACACAUGAUAACACAUACUGGCGAAAAACCUUACAGAUGUGAUGUAUGUGGUAAAGCAUUUGGUCACAAAAGCAAUCGUAAUAAACACAUGAAAAUCCAUACUUGGAAAGAUAAGAUGUGAUAUUUUGAAAAAGAGUUGGCAGAAUCAGUAAUUGUCUGAGACAUACAAAAACACAUACUGAUAAAAGAAGACCUAAAAUGUGACGUAUGGGUACAAGCUUUAGUUCCGACGGUUAUUAUCGUAAAGACAUUAUAACCCAUACUUGUGAUGAAUAAUUGCAUGCACAUUUACCUGUAUCGGUAAAUAAUUUAGUGGAAAAGGUAACUUUUAUAGGCACACGAGAAUUCAUGAAAUUUACAAAAGUGGUGUACAUGUGUUGAGUGAAGGAUUAAGUGACAAUAGAUACACGAGAAAUCAUGAAUGUUAUGAUCUUUACAAGUGUGGUAUGCGAAAAUUCAUACAUGUGAUGACCUUUAUACAAGUAUGUCCUUCCGAUGACGUUCAUAUAACACUGAGUACUCAAUUUUGGUAGGAGUAUGUCCUUCGGAUACAUUCAUUUAACACUGAUACUAAGUUUUUGUAGGAGUAUGUCCUUCCGAUAAUAUUCAUAUAACACUAGUACGAAGUUUUUGUACGAAAUGUCCUUCCGAUAACGUUCAUAUAACUCUGGUACUCAAUUUUUGUGGGAAUAUGUUCUUCCGAUACAUUCAUUUACUAAGUUUUUGUAGGAGUACGUCCUUCCGAUAACGUUCAUAUAACACUGGUACUAAGUUUUUGUAUUAGUAUGUCCUUCCGAUAACGUUCUAAAAAGACUUGAACUUACUUAUUUUUGGGCUAGACCCAAACAAAACGUACAUAUUGCACUUUUACUGCCUACUAGAGGUAUAUGGUAGUGUCAUGUUUUUUUUUUAAAUUAUUUGAUGCCAUGGGAUUGGGAUUUUUAGCUUUAAUGUAAACCAUGUCCGGUUUUAACUUGUAUUUACAGCAGAGAUAGCCAGUUUUGUGUUCUGUAAUAUACUGUAACAGUUUAAUUUUACAUGUCCGGUAGCAUCGUUACUUCUCAAAACAUCUUCCGAACAAUAUCUGGACAUCGGUGUCGUGGGCAUGUACAAUUGCCAAACCACACAUGAACGUUCUUUAGUCUUCGUAGAUCUAUUCCAACUUGAAGUCUAUUUGAGUCUACGACAAGCAGAACAUGAUAUUUUAUACCAUUGAAUAUUGAAGCCAUAGUCAUGAAGAUCGAUUACUUGAUUGGUGUUCCGUUAACGUAGCCGCAAAACAAAAACUCGAGAGCUACUUUUGAAUAUUUCUACAAUUUUAAGUAGUUUUCAACUCACAAACACAAUAAUAUUUUCAACAUUUAUUAAAAUAAUUUUUUUUUACAUUUUUUUUAUGUGUUACAUUUUUGUUUUUCGUUCAAUUUUUGGGCAUAAAGAAGGCCGUUAGUUUUCUUGUUUGAAUUGUUUUACAUUGUCAUUUCGGGGCCUUUUAUAACUGACUAUGCGGUAUGGGCUUAGCUCAUUGUUGAAGGCCGUACGAUGACCUAUAGUUGAUAAUUUUUAUGUUAUUUUGGUCUCUUGUGCAGAGUUGUCUCAUUGACAAUCAUAACACAUCAUCUUUUUUAUAUGUA
Molecule: messenger RNA, 2714 nt
Organism: Mytilus trossulus (common blue mussel)
Lineage: Eukaryota; Metazoa; Mollusca; Bivalvia; Mytilida; Mytilidae
Product: zinc finger protein 239-like
Exons: 2
Coding region: 185-1204 (339 amino acids)
Biological process (GO): regulation of transcription by RNA polymerase II
Cellular component (GO): nucleus
Molecular function (GO): DNA-binding transcription factor activity, RNA polymerase II-specific; RNA polymerase II cis-regulatory region sequence-specific DNA binding
Source: RefSeq, a predicted model, not a curated record